AUGUGUAGUUGCUUCUCUUCCUUCUUCCUUUCUCUUCCCGUCCUCGAUGUUCGACUCAAGCAUUCGAUCAUCAAUACGAGUCACGUCUCAAUCCAUGAAAUGAGAACACUUUCCUCGUCAAAAGCAAGAUCUCGAUGUUAUUUCGGUGGGAUUGAUUCUCAUAUCUCUACCCAUUUCGGGAAAUUGAGCUUUAAAGAAGAAUCGAGGGACAAAUUCGUCUCUUGCUUGAGUUCAUCAUCACUACCUAAUGAAGAAGCUGUUGUGGAUUCUUCUCUUUCGGAUUUAGUGGAAAGAGAUAGUAAUGCAGAGUUUCCUCGAGAUGGUGAUUUGAUUCGGGUAGAAAGUGGAAAUGAUCUGAGAAACACUGGCUCGAAAGGAUUCAAACAGACGACGACGAGGUCGAGUCUUGUAGCUAAGCAAGUUAUCAGUAUACAAUCAGCUCGGAGCUUAGGAUUUAUCUCUCAGCUUUGGGUUGACACUACUUCUUGGUUGGUUUUGGUGGUGGAUGUGAAACCGAGUUUGCUAUCUGGAGAAUGUGAGAGAUUCCUUCUCAAAGACAUUGUUCGGGUAGGUGAGGUUGUGCUUGUGGAAGAUGAGGCUGUACUGGAUACUGAAUUCAAGAUGGUUGGACUUGAAACACUGGUAGGUUACAGAGUAGUGACACCAGGAGGACGAAACAUCGGAAAGGUUAGAGGUUACUCAUUCAACAUUAACUCAGGAAUAGUUGAAUCGUUGGAGCUUGAUUCUUUCGGAAUAACCAUCAUACCAUCAAGCCUGGUGAGCACAUACAGAUUACAAGUGGAGGACAUAAUCGAGGUCUUAGAAGACAUAGUUGUGGUUCACGAAAAUGCAGCUUCUAGGAAACAGAGGUUGACUAAGGGACUCUGGGAUGCUCAGUUUGGUAGUGAAUACUCUGACGCUGAAGAGACUGAAAGCUCAUCUGAUAGAAGACGGCAAAGGAGAAGCAAUAGAUCCAGUCGAAAGAAGAGAGAUUUGGAUGAUGACGAAUGGGAUAUGUUCCGCUAG
Molecule: messenger RNA, 1026 nt
Organism: Microthlaspi erraticum
Lineage: Eukaryota; Viridiplantae; Streptophyta; Magnoliopsida; Brassicales; Brassicaceae
Source: the annotation of a GenBank genome assembly